Messenger RNA from Scutellospora calospora, 334 nucleotides. The record is from the annotation of a GenBank genome assembly. NCBI's taxonomy places the organism in Eukaryota, Fungi, Glomeromycota, Glomeromycetes, Diversisporales, Gigasporaceae.
GUCACUCAGCAUACAACCCUGUUGAGAGAAGUAUGGCAUCUCUUUUAACAAAACUUGCAGGCAUAGUCCUGCCUGUUAACAAACAUAGCACCUAUCUUGACUCGCAGAGCAAAGACAAUAUAUUCGGAAAACUAGUUAUAACUGAAUAUGUUGAUAUAGAAAAUGUAAAGAAAUGUAAUGAUAUCAAAUAUUGCUCCUCUAAGCAAUGCGAGAAAGCCGCUAGCCUUCUUGCUUCAAAUGAUAGUUUUCUUCCCUCUCUUGUAAUAGAGAAAGACAGCCAUUAUAUUAAUUCAAUACAUCUAUUAGAGUACCUUGAUAAACCAAAAAUACUGGG